UGGGGUUUUCUUGAAGCAUAUUGUUUGUUGCUGCUGCUUUCUGUGCCUCUGACAGCAGAUAUCUGAGCAUCUAAAGUCCCUCUACUGAAGCCCAUCUGCCAUCCUGGCCAUCAGAACUGUGUUCUGGGUUUCAUGUUACAGGCAACGUGCUUUAAAAAAAAAAAAAAACACAGCAGUCCUGCCCAUGUGAGUCAGCUUUUAAAACUGCCCUGCUCUUGCUAGGAACACAGCAGGAUUCCAGCCAAGACUUCCCAGCGUUUUCUGCCAAACUCUGUCAGAUUUAAGACAUAUGCUCCUGCAAGCUUUCUUGAAGGUUGUGAAAAAGUUUGGAUCCAUAGUUGGGUUCCAGCCUGCUGUAACUGCAAGUAUCUGUGGUCAUACCACCUCCUUAUAAAGCAGCUAGAACCUUGAGCGUAGGGUGGGGAUUUUUUUUUUUAUCUUCAACUUCCUGGAUAAGAAAUGUCUGUAGAGUGAUUUCUAGUUUCAAGUGGAAGACAUGACCACCUCCUGAUUAUUUUUGCAGCGGGAAACUUUGAAAUAUUUUUCAUUGCUUUCUCCCAUACUAAGAUUGUGUGUGUAGCAGUGAGGGAGUCCCUUGACUUACUCAAGUCAUUUCAUUGGAUUUUGAUUACAACUGAUCAUGUGAUUUUUUUUUCCAUGUAAAGUUUGGGGCUUCAAACUUUGCUUCUGGAGAAUGCCUUUUGCAACAGUUUUCAGUAGCUGCCUGGAAACAACUGCUUAGUCAUCGGUAGACAUUUAAAAUAUUCAAAAUGUAUGGAGAAUGGGGAAUGGGGAAUAUCCUCAUGAUGUUCUAUGUGUACUUGGUGCAGGGGUUCAGGAGCGAACAUGGAGCAGUGAAGGAUUUUUCUUUUGAGCGAUCAUCCCGGUCCAUGUUGGAACGAUCUGAACAACAGAUCCGAGCGGCUUCUAGUUUGGAGGAGUUGCUGCAAAUUGCGCACUCUGAGGACUGGAAGCUGUGGCGAUGCCGGUUGAAGCUCAAAAAUCUUGCCAGUAUGGACGCACGCUCAGCAUCCCAUCGCUCCACCAGAUUUGCGGCAACUUUCUAUGACACUGAAACACUAAAAGUUAUAGAUGAAGAAUGGCAGAGGACCCAAUGCAGCCCUAGAGAGACAUGCAUAGAAGUCGCCAGUGAGCUGGGGAAGACAACCAACACAUUCUUCAAGCCCCCCUGUGUAAAUGUCUUCCGGUGUGGAGGCUGCUGCAACGAAGAGGGUGUGAUGUGUAUGAACACAAGCACCUCCUACAUCUCCAAACAGCUCUUUGAGAUAUCAGUGCCUCUGACAUCAGUGCCUGAGUUAGUGCCUGUUAAAAUUGCCAACCAUACGGGUUGUAAGUGCUUGCCCACGGGCCCCCGCCAUCCUUACUCAAUUAUCAGAAGAUCCAUUCAGAUCCCAGAAGAAGAUCAAUGUCCCCAUUCCAAGAAACUCUGUCCUAUUGACAUGCUGUGGGAUAACACCAAAUGUAAAUGUGUUUUGCAAGACGAGACUCCACUGCCUGGGACAGAAGACCACUCUUACCUCCAGGAACCCGCUCUCUGUGGACCCCACAUGACAUUUGAUGAAGAUCGCUGUGAGUGCGUCUGUAAAGCACCAUGUCCAGCAGAUCUCAUUCAGCACCCAGAAAACUGCAGUUGCUUUGAAUGCAAAGAAAGUCUGGAGAGCUGCUGCCAAAAGCACAAGAUUUUUCACCCAGACACCUGCAGCUGUGAGGACAGAUGUCCUUUUCACACCAGAACAUGUGCAAGUAGAAAGCCAGCCUGUGGAAAGCACUGGCGCUUUCCAAAGGCGACAAGGGCCCAGGGGCUCCACAGCCAGGAGAACCCUUGAUUCAACUUCCUUCCAAGUUCCCCCAUCCCUGUCAUUUUAAACAGCUUGCUGCUUUGUCAAGUUGCUGUCACUGUUGCCCACUACCCCCAGGUGUUAGAAAAAUUGAUUUGACCUAGUGUCAUGGUAAAGCCACAUUUCCAUGCAAUGGCAGCUGGGGGAUUUCCCGGUUCACUGACAAAUGACUUGUAGCUUCAGAUGCCUUUGCGCCAUCAGCACUCAGAAAGGAAGGGGUCUGAGGAGCCCCUUGUUUUGAUGAAUAAGAAAAGGUUGCCUGAAACACAGUAGUAGGUGCCACUCAAUUGGUUCCUCGGGCUGGCAAAGUCCAAGGGCAAUGCUCAUGAGUCAUUGUGCUUCUUUCUUAUGCGCAAUUUCAUUUGUAUGAUCAGCACUGACUGAUGCAAUUCCCAUUCCACUUGUACUUUUUAGGUUUACUGAAGCACUGCCUGAUGUUUUAUAUGUAAAUGUAUUUAAAGGAAAUAAACAUUGUUAUGCAGCCCACAGAA
Mus caroli (Ryukyu mouse) is the source of this 2350-nucleotide messenger RNA. RefSeq names its product vascular endothelial growth factor D (gene Vegfd). Gene Ontology annotation, molecular function: chemoattractant activity; vascular endothelial growth factor receptor binding; growth factor activity. The record is from RefSeq and is a predicted model, not a curated record. Lineage: Eukaryota; Metazoa; Chordata; Mammalia; Rodentia; Muridae. Gene Ontology annotation, biological process: positive regulation of mast cell chemotaxis; response to hypoxia; vascular endothelial growth factor signaling pathway. Gene Ontology annotation, cellular component: membrane.